AUGAUAGAGGUGGUGCUUAAUGAUCGGCUUGGGAAGAAGGUGAGAGUGAAGUGCAACGAGGAAGACACCAUCGGAGAUCUCAAGAAGCUUGUGGCGGCCCAAACUGGAACCCGACCCGAAAAGAUUCGGAUCCAAAAAUGGUACAACAUCUACAAGGAUCAUAUCCCUCUCAAGGACUACGAAAUCCAUGACGGCAUGGGUCUCGAGCUCUACUACAACUAAAUCCUCUGGCAAGUGUGAAGGAGAUUUCACACGAUGUACAAUUAUAUCAAUUCGCGAGGAUUCUACGCAGAAAAGAUAUUGAAGUGUUCAUCAAGAGCAUGGAGAAGAAAAAGGAGAAGGAGGUGUCGUCUGUCGUGGAUCUAAUGAGAGUCGAAAGGAAUUGUCCGUGAUAAAAUCGUUUAUAUAACAGUUCUCAUAAUUUGCAAUAUAUAAUAAAUUUAGAUGGUAAAAAAAAAAAAACUCAUUUACAUAAAAUAUCAUGUUUUAUCUAUACACUUAUAAAAGAAAAACAAAG
Molecule: messenger RNA, 517 nt
Organism: Arabidopsis thaliana (thale cress)
Lineage: Eukaryota; Viridiplantae; Streptophyta; Magnoliopsida; Brassicales; Brassicaceae
Product: Ubiquitin-like superfamily protein
Exons: 2
Coding region: 1-222 (73 amino acids)
Source: RefSeq, marked reviewed